Messenger RNA from Amphibalanus amphitrite, 1005 nucleotides. RefSeq names its product zinc metalloproteinase nas-8-like. Gene Ontology annotation, biological process: proteolysis. Gene Ontology annotation, molecular function: zinc ion binding; metalloendopeptidase activity. NCBI's taxonomy places the organism in Eukaryota, Metazoa, Arthropoda, Thecostraca, Balanomorpha, Balanidae. The record is from RefSeq and is a predicted model, not a curated record. The annotation marks the transcript as partial. The transcript is spliced from 6 exons.
UCGGCGAGGGUCCUAGGCGUCAACAUCGACUCGUGCCUGACGUGGGAGCAAAACUGCUUGGUGAAAACUAAGGUUAAGAAACCAGAUAAGACUACCUCCCAGAAACAGGCCCGGAGCCGCGGCGGUCAGGUGCCGCCGCCAGCGCUGCAGGGCACCUGCGUCCACAGCCGGUCUCCAACGGUGGACAACGGUGGAAGGUGGACUGAGGUGGACGGCGCGGUGGAUACAGUGCCAGAGGUGGACUCACGAGUGCCGCGAGUGCCCGCCGGAGUGUCGGGUUCCGAGUGGAGAGGAGUGACUGGAGGAGUCAUAUCCUCCAACUACAGCUCCUCGGAGCGGGAGCUCAUCGACAGGGUCUUCCGGCUCUUCGAAACCGUCACCUGCCUUCGCUUGGUGCCUCGAACUAGCGAGAAGGACUACGUGCGUAUCACUCCCACUGGUCGAUGUAGUGGAGAAGUGGGACGCCGCGGAGGACGCCAGAAGAUCAGCCUGCCACACUGGUGUCUCAGUUUCGGACACGCUGCACACGAGCUGAUGCACACAGCAGGGUUCUGGCACGAACAUCAGAGACCGGACCGGGAUCAGUUCGUCAGGGUGCUGUGGGAUAACAUCAAGCCACGACAUCGCCGGACCGACUACGGCCGGAGGGUCUGGGAGGAGCUCGGCGAGGGCAGCUGGCUGGGUCCGUACGACUUCCGCUCGAUCCUGCAUUACUCGGGACGCGGAUCGGCUGUGGAUAGCACCAAACCCACCAUGGUGGCCAGACAGGGUGGUGUCAAGCUGGGAGGCAACGGCAACCUCACCGACAUCGACAUCUGGAAGAUAAACACGCAGUACCACUGCUGGCAGCGUCCAGUGGCCAACUCUUUGUAUGAGUUUGGUGACAAUCAGCUAGGAGGACGGCAAGGCAGGCGGUUCGGCAGGCUUAGUAGUCGUCAAGCUGAAGGACCUGCUGAAACCCACGGCGAUCUCACCAACAAGUACAACAUCCCCUACGAGAACUGA